CGCAGGCGGGGGACUCUGGCCUCCCUGGGGUCAUUGGUGCUGUCCUGUCUGCUCUUUUAUGUCUUCACCCUGUGUUUUGUGGGAUGAAAUGUUGGGGUUUUUGUGCGCUGCCUCUUUUCUGUUCUGUUAGUACCCAGGUGAGCUCUCUACUUGCAGGUGGGGUGAAGGGGGAGAGCAAAAAGGCAAAAGAAAGCACUUUUAAUGUGAGGCCGGUGGUGCAGGGCACCCGGGGCAGGCUGAGCGGGAGGGUGCAGCCCAAGCUGUUAAUCCCAGCAUGUGAUGGGCUCUCGGGUGCGUCUGGCCAGCGCUCAGCUGGAGGCAGACCGCUGCAUGCUGGGACUUGUAGUCUCCCUGGAUUAUACCUUACCGCGAAGGAAAGAUGUCUGCAGCCAGCUUCAUUUUAUGCACAUCAGAUUGACCCGAAGGUAGCGUUCCCCCGCCGAGCACAGCCCAAGAUGGUGACCCGAACGAAGAAGAUAUUUGUGGGUGGUCUGUCCGUGAACACUACUGUGGAGGAUGUGAAACAGUAUUUCGAGCAGUUUGGGAAGGUGGAUGAUGCGAUGCUGAUGUUUGACAAGACAACUAACAGACACCGAGGGUUUGGGUUUGUCACAUUUGAAAGCGAAGACAUUGUGGAAAAAGUGUGUGAAAUCCACUUCCAUGAGAUCAACAACAAAAUGGUGGAGUGUAAAAAAGCUCAGCCGAAGGAGGUGAUGUCCCCAACGGGCUCGGCGCGAGGGCGAUCCCGAGUCAUGCCUUACGGGAUGGAUGCCUUCAUGCUCGGGAUCGGCAUGCUGGGUUAUCCAGGCUUCCAAGCUGCCACCUAUGCGAGUCGGAGUUACACUGGCAUUGCACCUGGCUACACUUACCAGUUCCCUGAGUUCCGUGUAGAGCGGACCCCUCUCCCGAGUGCCCCCGUCCUCCCUGAGCUCACAGCAAUCCCCCUCACUGCGUAUGGACCCAUGGCAGCAGCAGCCGCUGCGGCAGCCGUGGUGCGAGGGACAGUUCUGCUGCCUCCUGUAGGCUCCACCCCCAGUCGCACCGGUGGAUUUCUGGGCACCACCAGCCCCGGGCCGAUGGCAGAGCUUUAUGGAGCCGCCAACCAGGACUCAGGGGUCAGCAGUUACAUCAGUGCUGCCAGUCCAGCCCCGAGCACCGGCUUUGGCCACAGCCUAGGGGGUCCCUUGAUUGCAACAGCUUUUACCAAUGGGUAUCACUGAAGCUGGGGACCAAGGAGGCAGGAGAUCACACCGGGAGAACACCCCAAGAGAAAAGCUGUUGGUUGUUCUCGAUCCCAUCACUUCCCUCCCCUGCUGUGUCCCGCAGAUUCCCCAGUGACCUAACCGAGGACAGCGAGCGGCUGGAGGAUGGGGUGAGCCUCGGGGGAUGAGCCAAGGUUACGUUUUUCUUGAAUCAAACUGCACACUGCCGGCUGGCUGCCAGGCUCCUGCCGCCCUGCCCUGAUCUCUGCCCUUGACCAGACCACACUGGACUGAACCCAAGGAGAUCAUCUCGCUUUCUUACUAACCACCGACGGUUUACGCUUCCCCCCCCGCCCCCAGCCCACUGAUUCUUCUUUUAUUUAUUUUAGUAGUGGUUAGGUUUAUUUUUUUAUUUUUGUAUCUUUGGGGGGGAGGGGGGGCCCUUACCCCUUCUUUUUGUUGUUUGCUCUUUCCCGAGCUAGUAGACCUAUUUUAUGAAUUGGCUUUGUGAUUGUGUUAGGUAGUUUUUAUUGAGGAGUAUUUUUAUUUGGCUUUGAAACUGUUUGGAAUAUUUUCGACUCUGGUGUUGUUGUCGUCAGUGUUUUUAAAGCACGGUAUGUGACAAGAAUGCAGUUCUGAAGGGAAGAGAAGAGACGCAGAGAGAGCAAAGGCAGAGAGGAACUGCUGUAUUUCUAUUUUUUUUUUUUUAAAAGAAACUGUUUUUAAUUGUUUCUGUUUUGUAAAUGUGAGGCUUUGAAAAGUGUGAAACUCCAAGGAUCCGAACGCGUUGGACACAGCUAUGGAACAGAACAAAUGUAUAUUUUGCUAAGUGAGAAACACUAUCCUUACAGCUGGAAGAGCUUGGGGGUUUUUGGGUUGUUUUGUUUUUUUUUUUUCCUUAGGUUUAGUUUUCUGUGGGGUUUUCUUUCUCCUCCUGUAUAAUAUGUAAAUAUUGUGAGCUGAACCUGGCUGCUGCCUGCAGCCUGGCUCCCAGGAGCAGCACCAGGUCCUGGACCUGGUGCCGCAGCGUGAGCAAUACUCUCCAGCAGAAUCCUGACAGGACUCCGUUCUUUUUUUGUACACCUUUUACUGUAAGAUUUUAAGACCUCUGUUGAGAUGAAAGGGGGGGUGGGGGGGUGAAACGUACCAGCCAUCGGCUGGUUUGCUGAGCGGGUUAAAGCUGCUUCCAAUUGCUCGAUGUACAGACUCCAUCACUGGGCUCCGUAGUGCCAGCCUCUGGCUUGGCUUUAGGUAAAGGGCUUUAACGCCAUUGCUUGUCUUGGUUACUUUGAAAGGAAUUCACUCUCCAAAUGCUAUCGCUUGUGUCAAGAUUUCCUGGGAAGGGGCUCCUCCUCUGGAGGUGAGGGUAUUGGAAGGGGUUUCAGCCAGGGCCAGGGGGAGGUUUGGGUGGUUGUUCUCUGAAGGGCAGGGCGCUGGGCUGGGGAGUCAUUAAUGGGGGAGGAAAGCAUUAGGGUGGUGAUUUGGGGGCGGGUUAAGGGCUUCUCAGGGAUUAUAUGAAUUAUAGAAUUGCAGCUUCCCGUUUGCUUUACUCUGUGUUCUAAAGACUGUGGGAAUUUGUCCCUUCCUGUGCCAGGGGUGAGCUGGUCCCUUCUCCAGAACCUGCUGGGGCUUCCCCUGGUGUGAUCCAGGCCCCUGCUAACAAACACUGUGCCAGGGGAGGUCUCCAGCAGCAGUACACGGGGCAGGUUUGGGUCUGGAUUUCAGUGAACCAAAGACCUUGUUAAGGGGGGUGAUUAAGCCUUUCAUUAAGAUGCAGCCAAACUCUUUUCCCAGGGAAAUAACAGCUUCAUCUUAAGUUUUAAAAAUCAUUCCCUCUCUUCCACCAAACUGAGCCCCUGUAAGGGAGAAGGGCAUUUAGGAAAGGACUGGGAGGGCCACUGCGCUCACAGGGUCCUCUUCUCUUCCAUCCUUUCCCUGUCUGCCAGAGCUUGUCCUGACCCAGGCGAUGUGUUUGGAGAGUUCUGUUUAGGUAAAGAGGGUACGUAACAGAUCAGUACUGAAAACACAAAGCAAUAAUUUUUGUUACUGAGACAAGAGUCUGUAUGUCUGUUUUUUUAAAUAUUUCCUAAUUAAAGAAGAGCUGCAUUUUAUUGGGUUUAUUUUUAUUCUAUAUACUUCAAAUUUGGGUCUGCGGACAGCGCUUUCCUCUCUCUUUGGUAGACGCGCUGAGCUGCUUCCGUGCCCCCUCCAGACAUCCAAGGCCAGUUGUGCUGCUGCUGGGCUGUGAUCACUCUCUGGCCAGUGCUGCCGCUGCCUGGAGACUGGGGCUCCGGUUUCAGGGUGGGCAUUUUUUUUAAAGGAAUAAAAGCUGUGUUUUUAAGCCAGUAAGUUAUUACACUCCCGUGUUUGUUCUCUCCACACCUGUAACCCUUUUUCCAGAUUUCAGUUUUAAAUUCCUAAUAAAUUAUUUGAAAACUGUC
Molecule: messenger RNA, 3643 nt
Organism: Pezoporus occidentalis (night parrot)
Lineage: Eukaryota; Metazoa; Chordata; Aves; Psittaciformes; Psittacidae
Gene: MSI1
Product: musashi RNA binding protein 1
Exons: 12
Coding region: 84-1220 (378 amino acids)
Biological process (GO): regulation of translation; central nervous system development
Cellular component (GO): cytoplasm
Molecular function (GO): mRNA binding
Source: RefSeq, a predicted model, not a curated record